Molecule: messenger RNA, 378 nt
Organism: Mesorhabditis spiculigera
Lineage: Eukaryota; Metazoa; Nematoda; Chromadorea; Rhabditida; Rhabditidae
Source: the annotation of a GenBank genome assembly
AUGUCGAAGGAAGUCAGCCAGCUUUUGGGCUUCUAUCAUCUCAGCUUCUCGAGUAAGCUAGGUCGUAAGCUUCGGUUUUUAAAGCCGCAAACCCGUGACACUCUCGCCAUCUCAACGUUUCACUGUUGUCUACAACAAAAAAACGCAAUCAAAAUGCCCGGAAUCAUCGAGAAGACAAAGGACGCCGUCAGCAACGCUGCUGAGGCGGUGAAGGACAAAAUGGCCGACCUGACCGGAAUGUCGCACGAGGAUCGGGCCAAGGAUUCGGCCCGCAGUGCCUGGGAGGAGACAAAGGAUAAGGCCUACGACAAGAAGGAGGACCUGAAAGACUGGGCGCACGACAAGGCCCGCGAGGCUGACCGCAAAAUGGACCGCUAC